UUGGAUCUUUGAGAAUUUAGUACAAAGAAUCAAAUAUAUAUAUACAAGCUCAUCUCAAGGAUGUUGGACAUUGGAUUAACCAAAGGUCGACUUUCAUUUCGUUGUGGAUACAUUAUUUGAGGUCGUUGUAUUAUUUUGAAAAAUCUGGACAUGCUAGGAUUUGGUGAACAGACGGAAAAUUCUACUCACAUUCGUGACAACUUGAAAGCUGAAACUCCUCAAUUGAAUAAUGCAAAGCGCAAACUGGGAUUAAGAGAUUUGAACAUUCAGCAGCAUGUUCAUGUGCAGUCAGAAAUAAUGCGACCCUCUAAAACUCUAGUUCCCGAAAAAGUAUAUAAGGAAGCAUGUGAGAAAUUCUGUGCCUAUGAAGACAAAGGUUGUGCUCAUACAGAACAGCUUUUAUUGCAGAUGAUUACGGUGAUUUAUGCACUCGCCUUGAUAAUAUAAACUCACUUGUGGAUGGAGUGAUUUCUCUUUCUUGCAUGAGUCAUUCUUCAGAUUUCGUUGAGUUUUCAAUGAAUGACGAUGGUGAUGAAUUUGAUCCAUCAGAUUUCGAAAUACCGGAUUCUGAAUUCAACACAAUGUUCUGUUGUCUUGGCUAGGAAGUUAUUAUGUCAAUUUAAUUCAUUCUCAGAAAUGCUUUAAAUACAAGUAUCUCACUAUUGAGUGUCAACUCCAGUUUUUUCCCACUCAGCCUAUUUUUUGUGCCAUUUACGUUUAUGUACCCUUUUUAAUCUGUCAGGUUCCAGCGUUAGAUAUUGUACGCUGGAACGUCAAUUAAAUUCUCUCUCAUGUA
Molecule: messenger RNA, 796 nt
Organism: Schistosoma margrebowiei
Lineage: Eukaryota; Metazoa; Platyhelminthes; Trematoda; Strigeidida; Schistosomatidae
Source: the annotation of a GenBank genome assembly